AUGAGGGAGGAGAUGGCGCAGCGGGAGGCGGCCGAGCUGCACCGGAGCCACCAGAAGCCACGGAGCCCCGAGGGCUGGGGGCUGCUGCUGGCCCUCUGGUACUUGGCCUUCUACAAGCCCAUCAUCACCGAGGGCCACCUGAGGAGGAAGAACAUCAAGUUCAUCUUCAUUCGCUUCAGCGCCUGGCAAUACGCCGGCUGCGACAAGCUCUGGGCUGGUUUGGUCACCACCCUCUGCGACAGCGUCCGCCAUCAUUUUGGGGCUUUGCCCCUCAGCGUCUUCCACGUCAUGGGCACCCGGCCCCGCUUUGCCUCCGGCUUCAGCCAGAAGGAGUGGGUGCUCAAGAGGGGCACCUGCCUCAAGCUUUGGGGGCUGCUCUUCGUCCUGGGUGCCGGCCUCAGCAUCCUGCUGGUGGCCCUCUUGGUGCCCGGCAUCAAGGACAACCACGCCUUGAAGGUGGUGGGCAGCGCUGUCACUUCGCUCUCCGGUUCCGGUUUGGUGCUGGGAGCUUUCUCCGUCCUGAAGAACCUGUUGGUCAGCGAGAAGCAGAAGAUCGAACGGUUGACCAACAGCGAGAGGUUCGCCAAUCAACUGGGCUUCAUGAACAAGGUGCGCAGGGAGGUGGAGGUGCUGGUCAACUUCUUGGCCUUCAUGGAGAUCUUUGAGCGCCGCCGGCUCCGCGUGGUGCUGGAGAUCACCAGCCUGGACAUCUGCUACCCCGAGAAGGUGGCCGGCGUCCUCAACGCCAUGAACACCUUGCUCUCCGACACCAACACCCCCUUCAUCUUCAUCCUGGCCGUGGACCCCAGCGUCAUCGUCCCCUGCCUGGAGCAGACCGGCUGCAUGAAGGGUCUUGCUGACAACGGUUACCUCUACCUCAACCGGACGGUGACGUUGCCCUUCUCCAUCCCCGAGAUGGGCGCCCGCUCCCGCCUGCGGUGCCUGGAAGCCGCCGUCCAGACGCGGGAGGACCUCAUGUACCGCAUCAUCACCAGCAACGUGGAACGCCGCCAAGCCAAGUGCCGGGGAGUCUCGGAGGUUCCCAGCCGGCGAGAGCUUUUUGCGUCUCGAUGA
Molecule: messenger RNA, 1074 nt
Organism: Egretta garzetta (little egret)
Lineage: Eukaryota; Metazoa; Chordata; Aves; Pelecaniformes; Ardeidae
Gene: NKPD1
Product: NTPase KAP family P-loop domain containing 1
Exons: 2
Coding region: 1-1074 (357 amino acids)
Source: RefSeq, a predicted model, not a curated record